This is a messenger RNA of Nymphalis io (European peacock), 2519 nucleotides long. RefSeq names its product probable ATP-dependent RNA helicase DDX10. NCBI's taxonomy places the organism in Eukaryota, Metazoa, Arthropoda, Insecta, Lepidoptera, Nymphalidae. The coding region runs from base 41 to 2467 and encodes 808 amino acids. Gene Ontology annotation, cellular component: nucleus. Gene Ontology annotation, biological process: rRNA processing. The record is from RefSeq and is a predicted model, not a curated record. Gene Ontology annotation, molecular function: ATP binding; nucleic acid binding; RNA helicase activity. The transcript is spliced from 3 exons.
UUGUACAUGUGGAAAGAGAGUUUGUUAUUGUCUUUAAAAUAUGACCAAAGAAGGAGUAAAAAACAAUAUGAAUAAAAAAAAGCAUCGGCUUUUUAAACCUAAAAAGAAAAAGAGUGUGGAAGAAGAUGCAGCUAUUCAAUAUUUACAGGCACAGUAUGACAAGAUUGUUCCGGUGGAAAUAAAGUUAUUUAAGGAUUUCCCUUUGUCACAAAAGACUUUAAAAGGUCUUAAUGAAAACAAUUUUUUUACUCCAACAGACAUACAGAGGCAAGCUAUAGGUUAUGCUUUGCAGGGUAAGGAUAUAUUAGGGGCUGCUAAGACGGGCUCAGGAAAGACACUAGCUUUUUUGAUACCCAUAUUAGAAAUAUUAUUCUGUAAAAAAUGGACUAGAAUGGAUGGUGUUGGAGCACUAGUUAUAUCACCAACUAGGGAAUUAGCUUAUCAGAUAUAUGAAACUCUUAGGAAAGUAGGACACCUUCAUGAUUUUUCUGCUGGCUUAAUAAUUGGUGGUCAAAAUCUUAAAUUUGAGAGGAAGAGAAUGGAUCAGAUGAAUAUUCUCAUAUGUACACCUGGACGUCUUUUGCAACAUAUGGAUGAGAAUCCUCUAUUUGAUUGCAGUCAUCUCCAGAUUCUGGUGCUAGAUGAAGCUGACCGAUGCCUUGACAUGGGCUUCGAAGCAACAAUGAAUGCUAUAAUAGAAAAUUUGCCUCCAAAGAGGCAAACACUACUAUUUUCGGCUACGCAAACAAAAUCUGUCAAAGAUUUAGCUCGACUGAGUUUGUCUUUUCCUACAUAUGUAGCACCUCAUGAACAGGCUGCUACUGUUACUCCAGAGUCUCUGCAACAGAGCUACAUUGUUUGUGAAAUUGAUGAGAAGGUAGGAAUUCUGUGGUCUUUCAUCAGAAACCAUCUUAAACAAAAAGUAUUAGUAUUUAUGGCUACUUGUAAACAAGUGAAGUAUACUUAUGACUUAUUUUGUAAAUUAAGACCUGGAGUUAGUCUUCUUGCUUUGUAUGGUACACUACAUCAAGAGAAAAGAGAAAGAAUCUAUCAAGAAUUCUGCAGAAAGUCAAAUGUAAUACUAUUUGCUACAGAUUUAGCCUCCAGAGGGUUAGACUUUCCUAGGGUGAACUGGGUUAUACAGUAUGAUUGUCCAGAAAAUGUGGAUACUUAUAUACAUAGAGCCGGUCGUACUGCUCGGGGGGUGCUUGGAAAAGGUGAAGGAUUGUUGAUGUUAUUGCCGCAUGAGGAAGCAAUCAUUGAAGAUCUGAAUAAAAAUAAAAUUCCUAUAAAUAAAAUAUCUGUUGACCCGUCAAAGGUAAUGUCACCUCAAAGAAAAAUAGAAAGUCUGCUUUCAGAUAACACUGAUCUUAAACAAACAGCACAAAGAGCAUUUGUCAGUUAUUUAAAAUCUGUUUAUUUGAUGAAGAAUAAAGACAUCUUUAAUAUUCACUCAAUAGACACAGAUGCCUAUGCUAGAUCACUAGGUCUAAUAGUUCCACCGAGAAUAAGAUUUCUGCAGAAAUAUAAUAAAACUGCAAUAGCAACACAUGUACCGGAUGCCAAAAAUACAGAUGAUGCUAUUGAAAAAUUAAAAGCAAAAGCUUCAAAUGAUGACGGAUCUGAUCAGAGUGAGUCUGAAAAUACUAAUGAACUGGUUACGGAAGUAACCAAAAAAUCUAAAACAAAGAAAGAGAUUCCUAAAUUUGAUUUUCACAAUGACAAUGAAGAUAGCGAUGAAGACAGUUUCCUUCAAGUAAAAAAGAAAAAUGUGCAUGUAGACUUACCUACAGUUCCAAUUGAUGAUAACAGAGAGUUAAAAAAGAAUACCAAGCCUUUGACUAAAGCUGCAGUUGCUAAGAAAAUACUUAAAAAAAAAAUAAAAGUCAACACUUUGGUGAAGUUUACAGAAGACGGUGAAGCAAUAGAAGAUGAUAAAAAAGAUGUUAAGUCUGAUUUGGCUAAACAAUUUGUUAAUGAAAAUGUGGGUGGUAUAGAUAUUGAGAAAGCUAAAGAAGUUUUGCGAGAAGAAGAUAAAUUUGAUAAAAUGAGAUUCAGAGAAAAAGUGAAAGCAAAACAUAAGGAACAAAAACGGAAACUGAAAAAUAAAAAAGAUGACGAAGGAGAGAAAGAUGACUUUGGAUCACAAUCUGAGUCAGACGGACCUGAUUUGUCAUGGCUUCCAGAUCCUGACAAAGUUUAUGGAGUAAAAGAUGGUGAGAAUAGUCAUAAUGAAGAAACAAACUCUUUAAAUAAUACUUCAGAAAUUUACAGUUCUUCUGAAAGUGAGAUAUCUGAAAGGAAUGAAAUAUAUCACAGACCAACUAAGAGAAAGCUGCUAGAGAGUAAGGGCAUUCCACAAGAAAGUAUAAUUCCUCGGAAAGUGAAGAAGAUUGAAGAUGUGUCAGCAUCAUUGUCAGUGCAAGAGGCUGAGGCGCUAGCAAUGCGAUUGUUGCAGUCCAAAUAAUCUUUACAAUAAAAUCGUUCUUGUAUAGUUCUUGUUAUUUAAGUAAAUAAAC